AUGGCCACGACGUGGCACUUGCUCACUGACGGGAAGAGGACUCAGAAACUGAUUCCGUCGACUGUCAACACGCACAUCCGGCCCUUACAGAAGCUAUCGGACGAUCUCCUUGUCAUUGAUCGCCGCAGCGAGGACAACGCCCGCUCCGGCGUCAUGGGCAACAAGCUCGCACUGCGUACAGUGUACGUUCUGUUCCGUGUAGCGGAGGCGGACGGUACUCAGACGCUGGCCAUGAAGACCAUCAACUUGCCGCUGGUCAAGAAGCUGCUGCGGGCCGACGAGCAGUGGUGCGAGAUCUUCUACUGGAUCCGCAUCUCGCCCGACGGCUCAGUGCGAACCAGCACGGGUGAAUAUGCUACUGUGACGGAGUUCGGCGGCUCCAACACGUACACGCGCGACGAGAUCGCCAAGGCGUGGCUCGGCGAGCUCGUGUUCCUCGCCAUCCGCUGGGAGUCGCUGGCUGUGGCGCCCACCCUUCUCAAGUUUUAA
Molecule: messenger RNA, 489 nt
Organism: Phytophthora nicotianae INRA-310
Lineage: Eukaryota; Oomycota; Peronosporomycetes; Peronosporales; Peronosporaceae
Exons: 1
Coding region: 1-489 (162 amino acids)
Source: RefSeq, a predicted model, not a curated record